Messenger RNA from Exserohilum turcica Et28A, 583 nucleotides. RefSeq lists its product as uncharacterized. NCBI's taxonomy places the organism in Eukaryota, Fungi, Ascomycota, Dothideomycetes, Pleosporales, Pleosporaceae. The transcript has 2 exons. The record is from RefSeq and is a predicted model, not a curated record. The coding region runs from base 98 to 478 and encodes 126 amino acids.
AUUGCUCAUCUACGGACAAGCAACUCUCAGGAGGUCUUUGAGCAAGUAUUUUGAAGUUUCCUCUCGACUACAAGCUAUUCAUCUUCAGCCCCUGAGGAUGCAGCUCCCACUCAUCCUGGCGAGUUUGCUCGCUACUCUACCGGCUACGCAUUCCGCGCCUGUCUCCGCCGUCACUCACUACGACGAGCCACCCAUGUGCGGCUACGUACUUACAGUCCGGAACAGCAGUGCUUACGCUGGUAUCUCGGCAUACUCGUCCUGCACAGCAAUAUACUACAACAGCUCCAUACCCGGAUACCAACAAGCAUAUGCUUAUAGUGUCUUUGGAGGCUGUGGAUGCUCGUUUCAUGUGAGCGAGGAAGAAUGUAUGGAGUCCACAGAAGCCCGGUGGUAUGAAGGACCGAUUGGAACACCUGGCAAAGAGCUCAGUUUUGAUGAGCCGAGGCCGAAGUGGUACAAUUGCGCAACAACGGGCUAGCGCUGGUUGUAGACUGCACUUCUCACAAUCACUUGCAUGGUAUCAAUUGGGAAACACUCAUGAAUUAACAUUUCACUAUCUGGAAACCCCCACACAACAAACACC